This is a messenger RNA of Brassica rapa (field mustard), 6543 nucleotides long. Its product is annotated as probable pectinesterase/pectinesterase inhibitor 33. The record is from RefSeq and is a predicted model, not a curated record. Gene Ontology annotation, biological process: cell wall modification. NCBI's taxonomy places the organism in Eukaryota, Viridiplantae, Streptophyta, Magnoliopsida, Brassicales, Brassicaceae. Gene Ontology annotation, molecular function: pectinesterase activity; enzyme inhibitor activity.
UUAAAUUUUAGAAUUUAAAUCUUAAAAAUUUUAAUUUUUAAAAAUAACAAUAAUUUUUAAAAAAAAUUAAUUUUUUCGAAAUUCCGAGGGACGAAAGUUCCUCGGAAUUUUCCGAGGGACUGAAAUUCCUCGGAAUUUUCCGAGGGAAGAAAAUUCCUCGGAAUUUUCCGAGGGACUGAAAUUCCUCGGAAUAUUCCGAGGGAAGAAAGUUCCUCGGAAUUUUUCGAGGGACAAAAGUUCCUCGAAAUUUUCCGAUAAACAUUCCGAGGAAUAUUUCGUCGAAACUUCCGAGGAUUGGACCAUCGGAAUUCCAUCGAAAUAUUCAGAGGAAGACGUCCCUCGGUAUAUUCCGAGGAACCUUCCGACGAACUCUGUGUCCUCGGAGUUUCCUCGGAAUUUUGUUUCCUCGGAAUUUCGUCGGAAAUAUCCGACGGAAUUCCGAGGAAAUAUGAAUUUCCGAGGAGAUAUUUCCGACGACUUGUUUCGUCGGUAUGUCCUCGGAAUAGCGUUAUUCCGACGACAUACCGACGAUUUUUUCCCUCAGUAUGCGGAUGUUUUCUUGUAGUGUGAGGUCACAGUGAUUCCAAGCUUGAAAAACACCCGGCAAGGAAGAAGAAUUGCAAUGGCUUGGAAUGGUGAGCAAGAGUUACAGAGUGCAGAUAAUCAACGAUAGCGAGACCAGGAGCCACCUUGGAGAGCCAUAAAAAAUCAUCAGUGAUUUGGAGAAGACAGAGCCAACCGGUAGAUAUUUGUACAUGAUCUAUUCAUCCCGUGACACUGAGUGAAUUUAAAGAAGGGGGAAUGUUGGAGAGGGAUUGCAUCCCUCCACAAAGCAUGCCGAAUACAAAAGUUCUGCCCAAGGACUCAGCCAAGCAGCCAAGAUCGGCUCUCAAGGACUCUAACACAUUACAAUCAGCCUAAGAGCUCGGCCCAAAGACUCGGCUCAUUAAUCUCAGCCCAAAGACUCGGCACAUAAACUCAUCCCAAAGUCUCGGCCCAUAAGCUCGGCCCAUAAGCUCGGCCCAAAGACUCGGCCCAGCUUAUUAGGUCUAGUCGACUUUUGAGCAAACGGAAAAAGAGUCAUGGGUAUAAAGAGAGGAUGUGAGGCAUUAGGAAGAAUAGAGAAAUACACUUUCAAACAAAUUGACGCCGAACUAGAAUUUCUUCUUUACUCUCACUGACUGAACUUGUCCUUUUCACUUAUGCUCGCCGAAUAUUUCAACUCAUUUUCUCGUUCAACAUUUUAAUCUUUCUUAUUGAUCAAUAAAAAGUGUGUUCAAAAUUACCCACAAUAAAGUUUGUUCAUCUCCUAAGAGCCGACCAAACUCAUAUUCAAUAGUUGGUGUCCACGUGGGACUAUUCAGAGUAACGCUAAGAAGAUCAGUAUGAGAACCGACGACUUAACCAACAGAGAAGAGACUCCGGCCACAGAAGAUGCAACCAUGAUGGAAAUGAUGAAAAGCAUCAUGGACCUUCUUUCUCAGCAAGAAGAAACCAAUAAGGCAACUAACGGGCGUCUCGCGGUCAUAACCGUUGUCAUCACGCCACCAGCUGGCGAUGUCAGUGGCCCUGUAGUGAUAAAGAGUCAGCUUUUCCAGACUGAAAACUCUACGGUUGGAGGAAGAAUGCACAUAACAAACCUGUAAAUCGCCGACCUCCUGAUCUCGAUGCAAUAUAUCAAUUCAAAGAUCCACCAACUGACGAAUUUUGAGCCUGGAGCGCAUCUGAAAUCCCCCUUUAAGAAGAGAAUCAUUGAGGUCAAAAUCCAUCAAAUGGAAAAGAUACGGAUCCCAUCGUACUUCGGCGAGACAGAUCCCACCGUACUCCGUCGAGACAGAUCCCAGAGACCAUAUAACUGCGUUAAACAUAGCCAUGGGACGAAUACACUUUGCUGACGAAAAUAAAGAUGUCAGAUAAUGUCAGUAUUCGUAGAGAGCCAUAAGGGGCUCAACGUAGUUUUGCAGAAUAUCCAAAAUUUCCAUAGACAGCUUCCACGAAAAAUCGGCUAAAUUCUUGAAACAUUACAUAAUAUUCAUUCGUUAAGAAGCCUCAGCGUCCAACCUGUGAAAAAUAUCUCAAGCUCCAAGUGAGGAGUUCAAAUGGAGAAGUUCAAGCAGGUGGUAUCGUUGAUGUGCUUUCGGCGGUUAGUAUACUAAUAAAUACAUAAUAUAAAUAUUUUGAUUUGUAAACAAUAAUUUAUAUCAUAUUAUCAUAUUAUUAUUCUAUAGUAUAAUUUUUCUUUUUUUUGAAAAACUUUAGUAUAAUUUUAUUGUUAAAAUGUUAUGAUUCUUAGACGAUUUAGAAGUUAAGCAAUUCAUAAAAAUUGUCGCCGUUUAAACCCUUUUUGGAACAUUGAAGUUGAUUUAACUUUUAGUUUCAUAUAUUGGAAAAUUGUACAAUAUAAAUUAUAUAAUCAUAUAGGAACAUAAAAGUGAAAAGAUUAUUGAAAGGGUUUCUAAAUAUAUUAUGGAAUCAAAUACAGACAUCUAUAUAUAGGAUUGAUAUUUUAUGUUUUUAUAAUCAUAGGUUGCUAAAUAAGAAAAUGAGUCACGAUAUCAUAAUGUAAACAAUCCCAAGCAAAGACAACACACAUCAUCAUGUUCACCCCAAUAACAAUCACUUGCAAAGUACAUACACACAAACUCAUAAUAAACACAAAUAUUAUUUAAUUUAAUAUAUAAAAUAAUAACCCUUUAAUUAGUUAAGACAUCACACCAUGAAAUUUCACAAUUCCCCAUACAAACUCAUAUCCAAGAACUUCAAAAAAUGGUAAGAGGCAUCUUCCACAUAUGCCUCUUGGCAUCGUUUCUUCUUCUGCCACAAUUCUCUUCCACCGUAAACUACCGUGGCUUCACCGUUGGAGCAAAUGUUCCUUCUCCAUGGGACCAUAAUAUUCCCCCACCACCAGAAACCACACCAUUCGCAAGCCCCACCACCAGUCCUCCAACCACCUCAGCUCAAUCCCCUGGUCCAGCGGCCGCAUCGUCUCCGAUCAACAACAGCUCUAUCUCCGGCGACAUGACAUGGUGGUGCAAUAAGACUCCACACGCUAAGACAUGCACCUACUACUUCCAAAAGAGCCCAGACCGCAACAUUAGCCGACCACCAAGGUUUCGGUCCGAGUUUCUGCGAAUGCUGGUCCAUGUAGCACUUGACCAAGCCGUCAUUGCACACGCUCAAACAGUUAAAUUAGGUCAGAGCUGCACCAAUAACCAACAGAAAGGCGCUUGGUCAGACUGUGUAACGCUAUUUGAAAAUACGGUCACUCAGCUGAACCAGACGUUCAACGGACUUAACCCGGGGGCUUCUAGUGAUGUGAAGUGUUCAGACUUCGACGCACAGACGUGGCUCAGCACGGCUCAAACCAACAUCCAGACAUGCCGGUCUGGCGCGGAGGAUCUGAAAGUCUCAAAUUUCGUCAUGCCGGCCAUCUCCAACAAGAACUUGUCGGAUUUGAUUGGAAACUGCUUGGCCGUCAAUGGAGUUCUCAUGAAGCAACAUAAUCAUAAGACUGCUAACCACAAAGAAUAUUUCCCAAGCUGGGUCUCAAGACACGAAAGACGAUUACUCGUAUCCGCAUCUUUAGCGAAAUCGAGACCCCACCUAGUGGUGGCACAGGACAGGUCCGGCCAUUUCCGGUCAAUUCAAGCUGCGAUAAACUUCGCAGGAAGACGGAGAAUCAAGUCAAGAUUCGUAAUAUAUGUGAAGAAAGGUGUUUACAGAGAGAACAUUGAAGUUGGCAACGAUAACCACAACAUCAUGCUCGUUGGCGACGGUGAACGAAAAACAAUCAUCACCAGUGCUAGAAGUGUCAAGGGUGGCUAUACCACCUAUAACUCAGCAACAGCGGGUUUUGGAGGCCAAAGGUUUGUUGCAAAGGACAUGACAUUCAUCAACACGGCAGGGCCAUUACGCGGCCAAGCUGUUUCUGUUCGGUCAUCUUCUGACCUCUCUGUUUUCUACCGUGUCGGUAUCCAUGGAUUCCAAGACACUCUCUUCAUUCACUCGCAACGUCAAUUCUUUAGAGAAUGUUACAUCUCAGGCACCAUAGACUUCAUCUUCGGAAAUGCAGCUGUCGUAUUUCAGAACUGCAUGAUUCUUGUCCGAAGACCUCUGCAUGGCCAAGCCAACGUUAUAACCGCUCAGGGUCGUGGUGACCCUUUUCAGAACACAGGUAUAACCAUCCAUAGCUCAAGGAUAGUCGCUGCUUCUGAUUUGAGGCCUGUGAUUCGAGCUUACAAAACCUAUUUAGGCCGACCGUGGCAAGCGUAUUCGCGUGUUACAAUCAUGAAGACCUAUAUAGAUAACUCAAUAAGUCCCUUGGGAUGGUCUCCUUGGUUAAGAGGUUCCAACUUUGCUCUCAAUACAGUUUUCUAUGGAGAGUAUAAAAACUUCGGACCAGGUUCUUCUACAAGGUGGCGUGUCCGGUGGAAAGGCUUCCACGCCAUAACCAAUGCUGCUGUUGCUUCCCGGUUUACUGUGGGAAGCCUCAUCGCUGGUGGUUCAUGGUUGCCUUCUACUGGCGUUCCGUUCAAGACAGGGUUGUGAGGAGAGUUGCAUGUUUUAUCCUAAAGACUAGUGUGAUAUUUUAAACACCUUUACCUUAUUUUAAAACCAACAAAUUAUUCUAUAUAUCAAAAGAGACACGGGUAUUAAACACCUUUGCUCUAACACUACAUUUUUUUCUCUAACGCUAUAUCUUUCCCGCUUAAAAAUCUGUCACAUGUUAUGAACCGAUAUGUGAAUGCCAUAACCAAAUAGGCAUAUUUUCUUAGACAGUUUUCUUUUCUUUGUAUGCUUAGGAUUUCCUUUUCCUCACGCUGUAGCUGAGGAGAAUGUACAGGCUGCUUGACCCAGAACGUUACAUGAUUACAAUAGUGCAGACCAAUACUACGCCAAAAAAACUGCAAUUCGUCCCCUACCUUUCAGAGGAACGAUUUCGAACUGAAGCCUCAGUACUUUACACUUGUGGGAUAAACACCUUUCCAUGGUCACCCAUAUGAGCAUUAUAUGGACCAUCUGGAGCGGUUCGAGGAUUUGGUUUCUGCCCUUAAAUUCAAUGGAGUCCCUGACAACUAUCUUCUUUGCAUGCUCUUCAAGUACUCACUUGCUGGAGAUAGUUCGCACUGGUUUACGCAGUUACCACCAGUAUCUCUUACAUCCUUGACUAACAUCAAAAACACAUUCAUUCGUUAUUUCUUUGAUGAGGCACGUGUUGAGGACUUGUGAACCAAGAUUGCUACAUUCACAUAGGAGCCUACAGAGUAUUUCAAAAGCUUAUGAAUCAGAGUCAAGUCAUAUCAGAGGGAUUUUCCACACCAUGGAUUCAAUGAGGUACAACUGCUUAGUACCUUCUUCAUAGGCGUUGCUUUGGGAUACCAGAUGGCUCUAGACACUAACUUCAAAAUAGGAAUCCAGAAAAGGUUGUGAGACUUAUUGAGAACUUUGCAUCUGAUAAUAGCACCAAGAACACUGACUUCGAGGGGAGGAAACUUGCUACUAUCUUUGGAAAAGAACAGAUGGAUGAUGUUAAGGCCAAGCUGGACAGUGUUCACAAGCUUCUUAAGAAGCAUGCCAACUUUGCAAAGGAUGUAGAAGCUGUAGAUGUUGGCGAUGAUGAUGGUGACGUGGAGGAUGUUAACUUCAUCAAUGGUGUUUUCAGAAUCAGAGAUAUGGAAACCAGGGCGGAAACAAGAACUCGUUUGACAACAAUCAGAGGGUUAACUACAAGAAGAGUUCACAGUACCAAAAACGGUACAACCACACUUACAACAACAGCAACGGCAGAGCUUAUGAAAGUUCAUCUUAUCAGAAUCCACCACCACAGACCCAAGAAGCAAUAUGGAAAAGAUGGUUGAUCAGGUUCUGGAGGGUCAGCAAAAGCUGAGAGUGGAUUUCAAUGGGAAGAUAAAUGUUGUUUACACCAACCUGAACACAAAGUUUGAACCUUUAAGCACACAUCUGAAGAAGUUGGAGACUCAGAUGGUUCAGACAGGAGAAGCUGUUAAGAGGCUUUAAGCCUUAAUGAAAAAAGAGAGGAAGCACUAAAACACCAGGUGAGUGCCAUCAUGGAUAAUGAUUUGUGGCAGGUGGUUAAGGAGGAAAAGCUUCAAGAGGGUGAUUCUGGAGUUGAAAGCUCUAUGAGUUUCAGCAGUUCACACUGAUGUCAAUCUACACCAAGAGAGGAGCACCGACGAGAAUCGACCGACACAUCCUGCCAAGCAUCGAUCGACACCAUCUCUGGAGUUAGUUGUAUCUUGCGAGAUAAUGAGGAUCAUGACCCACGAAGAGUUAACGGUUUGACACCCUCAUCUACCCCAACCCUACCGGGUGACCACGGACGAUAUCGAUCGGUAACAUCAAUCAGUAUCCGAUUGACAUAAGGAGUAAGGAAACGAUCGACAAGAGUUCUCCAGAAGUGAUCGACACCCACUUUUCACCUACCGAGUGCGGCUACCUAGCAUCGAUGUGGCCAGACUGAAUGCACACAGACACCCAUCUAAACCUUUAGAGGCAUCAACAAACAUCAACAACCAGCAAUCU